Messenger RNA from Mangifera indica (mango), 3450 nucleotides. Its product is annotated as receptor-like protein 14. The record is from RefSeq and is a predicted model, not a curated record. Lineage: Eukaryota; Viridiplantae; Streptophyta; Magnoliopsida; Sapindales; Anacardiaceae. Gene Ontology annotation, molecular function: protein binding. Bases 1 to 3450 code for a protein of 1149 amino acids. The transcript is spliced from 10 exons.
AUGGAUUCAAAAUGGUUAUGGGUGUGCAUAGUAUUGAUGUUGGUGUCAUUAGAAGGGUGGUGCAGUGAGGGUUGUUGGGAGCAAGAGAGAUUUGCUCUCUUGAAACUUAAACACUUGCUUUCUUCUGAGUUCAACAAUCUGGAGAACUGGGUGGAGAAUUCUGAGUGCUGUGAAUGGGAAAGGGUUGAGUGCAAUAAUAAAACAGGCAGAGUGAUUAAACUUGAUCUUGGUGGUUUACGACGUUUGGAAUAUCUAAACCUUUCUCUGUUCUCUCCCUUCCAACAGCUAGAGUCUCUUGACUUAAGUUCGAAUAAUAGAAUAGCCGGAGUUGCUACAAGCGAAGGUUUUGAAAGGCGAUCGGGGUUGAGUAACUUAACGUCUCUCAGUUUAGGCUACAACUUCUUCAAUAAUAGCCAACUACAAGGAUCUGUCAACUUUCAAGAUUUCAAUAACUUGGAGUUUCUGGAUUUAAGUGGUAACUUCCUCAAUAAUAGCGUCUUAUCAUCAGUUGCUAAGCUGCCAUCAUUAAAAACUCUUAAAUUAGGAAGAAAUAUACUGAAAGGAGCCAUUGAUCUUCAAGGAUUAAAUUAUUUGACCAAGUUGGAGGUGUUGGACAUGUCCGGAAAUGAGAUUGACAAAUUCGUGUUGUCCAAUGAUUUCAACAACUUAAAGGUUUUGGAUUUAAGUGAAAACAUCCUCGAUAAGAGCAUCUUAUCAUCUCUUGCUAACCUCUCAUCAUUAAAAGCUCUCUACCUAUCUGGUAAUAAACUGAAAGGAGUAGUUGAUCUUCGAGAAUCAGAUUCUUUCAGCAACUUACAAAUGUUGGACAUCUCUGGAAAUAUAAUUGACAACUUUGAGGUUCCAAAAGAUCAUACAGGCUCCAGAAAGCUGGUAGCCCUUUAUUUAGGGGGUAUCACUAGUAAUAAUGGAAGUGCUCUAUUAGAAUCACUAGGCUCAUUUCCACUCCUGAACACAAUUGAUCUUAAAUAUAGCAUUUUAUAUGGAUCAUUGACUACUACUCAAGAGUUGCAGAAUUCGACCAGCGUGAAAUUCUUACUUAUGGAUGGUUCUACUUUCCAUAUAAGCCUUCUACAAAGCAUUGCAUCUUUUAGUUCGCUUGAAACUUUGUCAAUGGCAUUUUGUAAGUUCAAUGGUGUUUUGAAUGUUAAAGGUUUUAUUAAUUUUAGGAGCUUGACAGACCUGUACAUGGAUGGAGCUACUAUAGACAGGAACUUUCUUGGAGUCGUUAGAUCCACGUAUUUGGAAUUUUUAUAUAUGUCUCAUUCUGGGCUCAAUGGCACUUUCCCUAAUCAAGGGCUUUGUGAAAGUGUGCAACUGCAGGAGGUGUAUAUCCAUGAUAAUGAGCUACAAGGUGUUUUGCCACAGUGCUUUGCAAAUUUGACUUCCCUUCAUAUACUAGAUGUCUCUUCUAAUCAAUUUAGCGGAAACAUCCACUCAUCUCCCCUCAAAGGACUCACCUCCCUGCAAGAACUUAGACUUUCAAACAAUCAGUUUGAGAUCCCAAUUUCAAUUGAACCAUUUUUCAACCUCUCAAAACUGAAGAUAUUUUAUGGUGGACAUAACCAUAUAUAUGCAGAACCUGAAUCACAUUCGUUGGCUCCAAAAUUCCAGUUAAGUUCUAUCAUAUUGCUUGGUUAUGGAGAUGUUGGCACAUUUCCCAAAUUCCUUUACCAUCAACAUGACUUGCAUAAGGUUGAUCUCUCUCACUUAAACUUGACAGGAGGAUUUCCAAAUUGGUUGCUAGAGAAUAACACAAAAUUAGAAGUACUUCGUCUGGUCAAUAAUUCUCUUUCAGGGCCUUUUUUAUUGCCUUUUUAUACUCAUAUGCAUUUAAUAACCUUAGACAUUUCAAUCAAUUCCUUCCAUAGCCAUAUUCCAGUAGAACUUGCCACAUAUGUUCCAUUAAUGGUAUCUUUAAACUUUUCAAAAAAUGUAUUCAAUGGAAGAAUUCCCUCUUGUUUUGGUGACAUGAAGGCAUUGGAGAUUUUGGACUUAUCCAACAACAACUUGUCAGGUGAGAUACCUGAACACUUGGCCACAGGUUGCCAGUCAUUAAAAGUCCUUGCAUUAUCAAACAACAAUUUGGAAGGCCAUAUAUUCUCGAAGAGCUUUAACUUGCCACUUCUAUUUGGUUUGCAAUUGGAAGGAAAUAACUUCACUGGGCAAAUCCCAGAAAGCUUGUCCAAUUCUUCUAUGUUAGAGGCGCUAUAUUUAAGUGAUAAUCAUCUCUUUGGUAGGAUCCCAAGAUGGUUGGGAAAUAUGUCACUUUUGAUAGAUAUUACAAUGGCUAAGAAUCAAUUUGAAGGUACAAUUCCCACUGAGUUUUGCCAACUUGAAAAUCUUGAAGUCUUGGACCUUUCAGAGAAUAAUAUCUCUGGGGAAUUGCCAUCUUGUUUCACGUCAAUUAAACAAGUUCACUUAUCUAGAAAUAGGUUGCAAGGACUAUUAAGCAAUGCAUUUUAUAAUAGCACUUCCUUAGUGACGUUAGAUCUUAGCUAUAAUGGCUUAGAAGGUGUCAUUCCAAAUUGUGUUGGCAGCCUUUCUCAUUUAAGAUAUCUUAUCUUGAAUAACAAUAAUCUGGAUGGUGGACUUCCGAUUCAAUUGUGCCAGUUGAAUCGAUUACAUUUGAUUAAUCUUUCUCAUAACAAGCUAUCCGGUCAUAUUCCAUUUUGCUUGGACAAGACUGCACUUCAUGAAGGAGAUUAUGAUGAUUUAUCUUAUGGUUUUGAAGAUUCCCCAACGAUGGUAAAUAAUGGGUCAAGUUCUCCACCAAGAGAAAUAGUAGAGUUCACAACGAAGUAUAUGCCUUACUCAUAUCAAGGGAGAAUACUUAGCUAUAUGUCUGGAAUUGAUCUUUCUUGCAACAACUUAACAGGCAAUAUUCCUCAUCAGAUCGGAAACCUCACUGGAAUACUUACACUAAAUUUUUCUCAUAACAAUUUAAGUGGUUCAAUACCAGAUACAUUUUCAAACCUUAAGAAAAUUGAGAGUUUGGAUCUUUCUUACAAUAACUUGAAUGGAAAAAUCCCUCCUAAACUAGUGGAGAUCUAUACUUUAUCUGUUUUCAGUGUGGCUCACAAUAAUUUGUCUGGUAAGACUCCUAAGAGUAUUGCACAAUUUGCAACUUUUGGGGCAACGAGCUAUGAGGGAAAUUAUCUACUUUGUGGAUUUCCAUUACCUAAAACUUGUGAGACAAUUGGAUUACCAACAUUAAAGUCGACACCUUCUUCAAUUGAGACAAGAAAAGAUAGCAGCUUCAUUGACAUGGAUAUAUUCUAUAUUAGUUUUACAGUGUCUUAUGUAAUUGUGCUCAUAGGGGUUUUUGUUGUUUUGUAUAUUAAUCCCUAUUGGUGUCAAACAUGGUUUUAUCUUGUUGAGACAUGGAUGAUCUCAUGCUACUACUUUGUUGUAGACAAUUUGUCUCCAUAA